GGGGCCUCGGGCGAUGCUGACCACGAUGGGCAUAAACCUGCCGAACUGAUAGCCCAAACAAGGAGAACGGAUGUGCUACAGCACUGAUACUCAUGUUUAUGCUUUUUCAAGCAAGACGGGAUGAACGACUGCCUGCGAAUUACGGACUCUGGGCAAGCUGAGGCAGGCGUCAAAGAAUAACAAGACCCUGCUAUAAGCAAAGCGACGAUAAUAAAUAACAGCCGCCCUGUUGGAUAAGUCCGGCCAUGACGACAAAAGCAAGUAGACAUGCUUUGCAGGGACGAAGCCCACUGCGGGCGAUCCGUGACAGGGUUUGAAUUUGACAUUGAUAUUGACACUGACAGCAAAGAGAUUCCCAGCGCGCCAGGUAUUUCCCUGUCGCUCACCGGGAUUCUUAAUUGCGACUGGCAGUCAGUCUGGCACUCGUUCUUGGCUAUUUGGCGAUUGUGUUCCUCGGGACUCGGUUCAUUCCUCAAGGCGCUGAAUAUAUCAACCUGUGGCUGCUGUCAUCUCCGGUGUCUCGCUUCCCAUAAUGUUUCGUUUAUGGAGUUAAGAAGCGACGCUCAGGCCUUUCUGUGUGCGUGCGUGUCGGUAUGCUACCAUGACAAUUCACGAAUCCUUCAUCAACGUGUCGUGAUCUCUUUGAUCUUGCCAGCCAGAUAUAGCAACAAUCAAACCAACAAAGAGGCACAGCUUCAAAGCGACUGGCCCUCGAAAAGAAUGGAUGGAUGCCGAUCAGGCCGUUACAAAAAGCGGCAAGGAUCCAUUCUCCCAUCACAUCCGAUGCUUCAAUCCCCUGAAAGGCCUCGUAUGAUUGGCGGCAUCAGACGCCAAAACGCCGUCUUGAGACUGUGCCCCCUGUCGUCUACCCCUUGGAGGCUGCCUCAUGUCGGUCGCGGCGCCCGCAGCCUCCUCUGAUUGGAGAUGAUGAGCCUUCGAGGAUCCCUUGUCACUUGCAUGUAAGCUCCAGGGGGGCGUCUUUGUGGAUGAGCUGUCCAGUCCAUACCCACCAGAAGGAGGUCCUUCUAAGGUCCUUACUGGAUUGUCACGCGCUAUCUCGUCAGAGACUACUGCGCGACCAAGUUAGUAUCUUCAGGUGUUAUUUCGAGCCACGAUUGGCCACCACCGGAAGGUGGGAGGUUUUGCUUGCUGUGGAAGCUUUCCUUUUUGGCAUUUUAAAUGAGCCUAACUUCUUCCCCUGCGGUGAAGCAAAU
This is a messenger RNA of Fusarium oxysporum Fo47, 1214 nucleotides long. RefSeq lists its product as uncharacterized. Lineage: Eukaryota; Fungi; Ascomycota; Sordariomycetes; Hypocreales; Nectriaceae. The record is from RefSeq and is a predicted model, not a curated record. The transcript is spliced from 3 exons. Bases 268 to 918 code for a protein of 216 amino acids.